AAUACAUCUUUCUAGGUUGGGAAGCAAUUGAAACAAACUAUUCAUCCAGAUCUACAUAAAAAUGCCUGAGAUGAAAGUACCAUGCCUUUAGAAAUAACAUUUCCUUAUAAGUCAGAAAAGUAAAGUGAUACAAAACCAAGAUACAAGACUUUCCAAAGGAAGCUAUUAUUUUGGUAGAGGAAAGUAGAAUACAAGCGUCUGUGACAGUUUGUGAAGCAGUCACUUCAGUUCGUUGAAUGCCUAAGUAUGAUGUUUACUUUCACCAUCCUUUUGUUUCUGUUAGUCCUUCAUGGGGUGGCUUUGGAAACAUUCCUGGCACAGAUAUCUACAAGAAGGUCAAGGACUACAAAAAUGCUGUAGAACCAGAGGGUGUGAAGAUCCUCAAGUUUUCAAGUCCAAUUUUUUAUGCUAACAUCGAUGGACUGAAAAGCAGCCUCAAAUCCACAGUGGGAUUUGAUGCAGUCAGGGUAUACAAUAAGAGACUCAAAGCACUGAGGAAGAUACAAAAACUGAUCAAGAAAGGGAAAUUAAAAGCUACUAAGAAUGGCAUCAUCAGUGAGCCUGGCAUUAGUAAUGAAGCUUUUGAGACUGAUGAGGAACCUGAAGACAACGAAGAUCUUCAAGUUCCCACCAAAGAAGUAGAGAUCCAAGUAGACUGGAAUUCAGAACUGCCGGUCAAAGUAAACAUCCCCAAGGUGCCCAUCCACAGUCUCAUUCUUGAUUUUGGAGCAGUAACCUUCUUGGAUAUUGUAGCUGUGAGAUCAAUAAGAACGAUUAUUAGAGAGUUUGAGAGAAUUGAUGUGAGAGUAUACUUCGCUUCAUAUCAAGACAACCUUAUAUCUCAAUUGGAACGAAGUGCCUUCUUUGAUGACAUUGUCAGAAAAGACAUGUUCUUCCUGACUGUCCAUGAUGCUGUGCUCUACAUACGGAAUCAAAUGGCAUACAGUGACAACCAGGAUCCCAUAUUUGAGAAGAUUUCACUCAUGCAAGAAUCUAAAGAACCUAUAGAAUUCACAGAAACAAUCCGGCCUGCUGAUGAGCUUGACGUUCAGGAAGAGGCUAUGCGCAGACUUGCAUCAUGAAGAUGGACUGCUGGUACCGUCUUACUCACUGCAAUAUUUAUGCACCAGUACUACAUAAGCAUUUUCUGCAAUGAAACCAAUCUUGGCACUUGAAGAAAACAAUGAUUCUUUAUCUGAAUGAUACAGAUCUCAAGAAUUCUCCAAAUUUUAGCUAAUACUAUCUCUGAAGUAUUCUGGACCUUGAUUCAGCAAGCACUUUCUAGUAUGAUACAUUGGAAAAAAAAUCAGAAGACUAAUAUGAAAUGUAUUCAAUUCUGGGGCUAGUCAGGCAGAAGGUGCAUUACGUUGUUAUGUCAGAGUGUACAGGAAGAAAAGCUGCUUUGUGCUCCGCCCUCAGAAGUUGAAAAGAAGUUGAAGAUCUUUGGAUCACAGGCCUUUUGCUAUGUAUUUGCACAAUGUCUAGUGAGAGGGUGAGAGUUCUAGCUGGCCAAGGUUUGGCAAUUCUAGAAAAUUUGUGCAACCAUCUUGAAAAACAUACCUGGAAUGUUCUUUCCAGGCAGUUCCUUAAAUUGCUACAGGUUGAUGGAUAGCUGAAAUGGGUGACAGGAAACAGCCACAUGAACAGGAAACUGCACUGAACUACAAAAAAAACUUUGAAUACAGUAACCUUCAUUAGCAAAUAUGUUUGGAUAUGGGUUUGUUAGCUCUGUAUUAAGCCCAUUGUAGCAAAUCAUGCACCACUAUUAAUGAUUUUCCCUAAAAUGAAGUAUAUACAGAUGAUUUUGGCUAUAUAUCUUUCAUCAAGAGUUAGAUUGGGACCCAGACUGAAUCAACGAAAACCUUAAUUCUCAAGUACUUAGUGAGUUACUUAAUGGAUGCUACAGAAUGCAAGUAAGAGAGUCAAAAUGUCACCUAGUAUAAAGGUUUUUAACUAUGAAAUAUAGAAGUUUAAGUAGUUUAAUGAAUGAUUCUAUUUUUAUAUAGCAUAUUUUUUUCUUUUAAUAUUCUACAUCAAACUGCUGCUGUUCUUUUGCAGGACAUGUAUAGACAUUUGACAGUCCAUAAUGCACAAGUGCAAUAAUUUACAGAAGAUAAGGGAGUUGAACUUUAAUCCUUAUUUUAGGACUACAUAAAAUAGAUAUGCAGUAAAUCAGUGAUCUUAAUUUCAUGAAGAAACAUUUGUUUGAUGGAAAACAGACUGCUACCUUAACAUUUUAGCACUAUAUUAUUUUUUAAUGGAAAAACGAACAAACAAAAAACCCAAAUCUUUGCACAAUGAGGGAUUAUAUAAUAGCAGAAGUAUAAGAAAUGUCCAGGUAUAAUGUCCCCUCAGUAUUUAAGCUUCCCUGUUGUUGGCAUUUAUGUUGAUAUUUGUUAAAUCUCUUUAUUUGAUAACAUCAGAGAAUUUUUCUGAUAUCAUACUGCACUGAGAAAAUUUUUGCUGCAAGUAAAGUUAGUGGAAAAUCUCAGGUGAAAAGCUAAGCACUAAGUACAUAUUCUGCCCUACAGACCUGAGUGAACUCCAUUAAGAUCUUUCUAAAAAAAACCUAUAAAUUUCAAUCAGUUGGACAGGAUCCUCACAUAGUGGGUAGAGGCAUCAAACUGACAUCUUUAUUCCCUAAUAAAUGCAAAAAACUUCAGUUCUAAUGACAAUCGGUGUCAUUUUUUCAUUUCAAAUGCAAUGGGGGUUUGAUCCUCAGAGAAGCUGCUGUUACAGACCAAGCCAGUGAAAACAUGACUUUUUAUUUACUGUUAGGCAAAUGCCCUUUGUGUGCCAGACUGACAUCUCCAUGAGCUGAAACUAGGUACAUGCUUAGGAGCCAAGCCAGACUGACCUGCACCUCCUGAGAUGGAAGUCUUGCUUUAUAUUUACAUUAAUGCCGAGGCUCAAGCUGGAACUUGACAGUGUGUACUCUUAGCACUACCCAUCUUCAGUCUCACCCCUUUCCUGGCAGUGUAACUCAGGAGAUGGCUCUUCUGCAACAUCACUGACAAAGCUUCUGUGUCAGGCCAUGGCCCCAGUCUGUAUUAACCUGAAUAUAAAGCACUAUUGCCAGUGUGUGCAGCAGGACAAGGCCAGUAGCAUUUCUCAGAGGCUGUACUGCUUUUCUAAAGCUGUAUUGCUUUUCUUUAGCCCUGCAGAGAAGGACGUGGGGGUCCUGGUGGAUGAAAAGCUUAACAUAACUAGCAGUGUGUUCCUGCAGCUUGGAAGGCAGAUGGUAUUCUGGGCUCCAUUAGAAGAGGAGUGGCCAGCAGGGACAGGGAGGUGAUUGUCCCUCUCUGCUCUUGUGAGGCCCCAUCUGCAG
This is a messenger RNA of Meleagris gallopavo (turkey), 3328 nucleotides long. NCBI's taxonomy places the organism in Eukaryota, Metazoa, Chordata, Aves, Galliformes, Phasianidae. The record is from RefSeq and is a predicted model, not a curated record.